AUGAGUGUAUGUGUGAAUCCAAAUAUUGCCUAUGUGCUUAAAAAUUUGGAUGAAAUUAGACACGAUAACCGAAAACGAAAGCAAGAUUUUAUUGUACAGUAUCGUGAGAAUAAAAGUCUCGAAAGUAACAAUCAUUUGAGUAAAGAAGAAACUCAAUUACAACCAAAAGUUGAAGUUGAAAACAUCGAUCAUACAACUUGUCGAACAUUUAUUAUGGUCAAUCCUGAUGCACCAAAUCGUGAUGAUGUUAUCAAAAGUUCAUACAAUAGACUUGCAUCUCCAGUUGGUUCUAGUCUUCAUCGAUAUAUAUUUUUAUUUUAUCAAUCGAUUGAUAAAAUUCCUGAAAAGAAAAUCGAACGUGAACAACGUUUUCGUUUUCCACUUCAACAAUAUGUAACCGAUAAUCGACUUGAAUUUCUCGAUGUCACUUAUUUUACUGUUAAUAAUUAA
Rotaria sp. Silwood2 is the source of this 450-nucleotide messenger RNA. The record is from the annotation of a GenBank genome assembly. NCBI's taxonomy places the organism in Eukaryota, Metazoa, Rotifera, Eurotatoria, Philodinida, Philodinidae.